CGAGUUCGUGUUCUUCUUCUCAGCUUCAGCUAGCUCAGUGGCUCCCAAACCUUCCAGGUGUCUCAACUCACCUGGUGAACGUGUGUCCAAGAUCGGAAAAGUAAAGUGUUUUAACUGUUCCACAAAUCCUUCAAGUGUCCCCUUACGAACUUAAGUCACCUCGUUUUUUUAAUUGUGCCGGUAUCAGUUUCAAAAAUACUAUAAACAUCUUUUCAAGCCCUUCGAGUUUAUAGCAUCCAUCCAAGAAUAAUAUAUAGAUUACAAAAGUGCGACUGCGGAAGUCGAUCCAGAAUCCUGCAGAAAGGUGAGCGCCGUAGGCGUAGGGUAUAGAAGAAAAAGAAAACGAUGCUGAAGCAAUGCAGGGUCGACCACGAAGUCGAGCAUGCUUCAGUGAUUUGAAUUGGAAAGAGCGUGGAAGGAGUUUCUUCUCAAAACGUGGAAGGGAAUUCACGAAAAACGGCGAACCACUACGGCACUUAUUAUCAUCCGAGCUCUUACGCUUACAGCCAGGGUCCACCGAGCAUCUACAACGGCUGCCAUCAGGCGAAUGGUUACAUUCCACACCAGUUCCAGGAGGACUACAGGCCAAUAUACUUUUACGUAGCCCAACCCUACACGAUUCCAUAUACCUUCGCCAAAAGGCCAAGACCUUCUUCUCUUCAAAAGCCAGGAAAGCCGAGGAGCAACUGCCGUGUCAAGUUUUCCAAAAAGUUAAAUACAGCUGAAUUCGAUCAGAAAGUCAAGCAGGGCGAGUUCUCCAAGAGUCUCAACCAGGCUCACUUUGCUCAGACUCAGGCGCAAGUUGUUGCAACCUUUCCUAAGCCCGAGCCAGUUGUAAGUGAUACCAGAAUGACGUCCAUGUUUCGAAGAGGUACAAUAUUUGCAACAUUCUUCCUCUCCUUACUGAGUGGCGGAUUACUCUGCGGAGCCCUCGUGACCCAACAUUGGAUAGAAGCAAAACCAUGGAUUCCUGAUGGUCCCAAAAAUAGUGCUGGAAAAAUCCACUUUGGAUUGUUAAACGGCACAAAAGAGCUCAAUUAUGGUUACGGCUGGAGAACGCAUCAUUUUUCCGUUUCUGCAAUGAUUAAGCAAGAUCCAAUGGUUAUGUCUUGGGGUCUCUGGAUUGGAACAUUAGGAACAACUUCAGCUGCUUUAUUAACAGCUGCAUUAGCUGCACUUUUGGCUGUUUUAAAUACAGCCACGACUCCUAGAAGUAAAAUUCUUUCCGUCCCAGGCGUUUAUUUUAUUAAUAUUUUAACACUCCUAAUGUGCAUCGCUAGUACUGGCACGUGGUUGGCGCAAUACUAUCUGAAGUUGUACGUGAAUGUAUUACCCAAGGAGAAUCUGAACGAAAAAUGGACCAGCGAAGGAUCUGCUGAACUCGGAUACUCUUUUUGGUUUGUGGCGUCUGCCGGAGUCGUACACCUCAUCAGCAUCGCUUUGGUUGGUUGGGGUUCUGGCAGAAACAAGAAAGAUCGCUUGGAGCCCAUGGCCCCUCUAGAAGAAAAGACUGCAGCAGCCAUAAUGCUUUACUGAUUCUUUCAAUUUCAAGAUCUUUCUUUUUAUCAUUUAGCUUCUAGUAUCGUCUCUGAAACUUAACGCAGCUUAAGGCCUCUGGAAAUCAUCGAUAAAUCGGACUCCAUAAACUGAGGCGAAAUUUAUAAGCUAUUUUGUUUAGUUUUUUCCAUGCACAAUCUAAAGAGUGGAAAGCUUUCCGCUAAUGGCAAUUUUUCCAACAAAAAAUCUAAAAAAAGGAGUAGAUAAAACAGUUUUCUGCAUUGAUUUUUCCUCCCAUGACAUACCCCAGAUAGCAAAAUGUCCGCAUGGAGCCCGCAUGGUGCGAGCGCGACGUGCAGAUCAAUCCGCACGUCGUGAGGGCAAAGUUAGAGACAUUUAGCGUUAUAUAUAUUGCAUCUAAUUACAUGCUUACUACAGGCACACUUUUCCUGGAUGAUUUCAAACUGCUUCAAUGGAAGCGUAAACAACAUCCCGCAAUAUAACCGCGAUCGGAUGCUGCAAGAACUGGCACGACCUAUGAGCAGUCAGCAUGAAUCUGAGAAACCGUGUGCACGCACAACUGAGAUACGCACGCGAUAUUUUAAACGGCAGAGUUUUAGAGUUAGCUAUAUAAAAUAUUUUUGUAAGAAAAUUUCUUCAUAGAUAAUAUAAAAGAAUGAAAAAUAAUUAUAGCUUGAAAUUUCGACUUCUUCAAACUGCAUAAAAAUUAAUUCAAUAAGUUAUAUAAUCUUUAAAAGAAAACUUUUGAGCAUUUAGGUUUCUUACAUUGUAAUCAUUUAUGGCACGAUGUGAUAAAAAGGACUCCCUUGUUUAAUGGGUUUUUCUACUUAUUGUAUGGAAUUUUUAAAGUUUUUUUUUUACAUAUUUCAAAACAAAUUUAAAUAUAUUGAUCAUACUGAUUUCUAUGUACAAGAAUAUAUUUUAACGUGAUAAAUUACGUUCAAGUAUUACUUUUCUCUUGUAGAAUCAUAAUAAAGGACAUAAAUGGAACCCAGCAAACAUGGUUACCAAACAGAUCUGUAACUGUUCUAGAACACAAAAGAACUUGUUCUAGAACAGGUUAGAAACAGGUUACGAACAUGCGAGUAACUAUGUCAUUCCCCAUACGCUAAAAUAAUUCUGUAGAAGUUCUAGAACGCUGUGAAAUACGAACUGUAACAUUUCUAGAACAACUCUAGAACUCGGUUACCAGUCUUAUGUAACAAUUCUGUAACAGAUCUAAAAUUCUGUGACAACCGACGUGCAACAUUUCGAGAACAAUUCUAGAACUUAAUGACAAAUGUUGUAUAACAAAUCUGUAACAGAUCUAGAACGCGCUGACAACCGAUCUGUAACAAUUCUAUAGCUCAAUUACACAUGUUGGAUAACAAAUCUGUAACAAAUCGAGAAUUCUGCGCUGUGACAACCGAUCUGUAACAUUUCUAGAAAAGUUCUAGAACUCAAUUACAAAUGUUGUAUAACAAAUCUGUAACAGAUCUAGAACGCUGUAACUGAUCUGUUCUAAAAUAAACUUGGAACAAAAGUUAUAGAACGUCUGUGAUUGGUCAGUUCUAUAACAAUAACAUAACAAUCUUUCUAAAACAGUUAUUAAUCUUUGUUCUUAAUUUAUUCUGGAAUACACUUUUAACAGGAUUCUAGAACUUCGAUAUAACAAUAUUACAGCACAGUUCUACAACAAACUUGGAACCAAUGUUACAGAAUGUCUGUGAUUGAUGAAUUCUAGAAAACUAAUGUCUAAAACAGUUAUUAAUCUUUGUCUCUAAUUCCUUAUAGAACACACUUGAAACAAAGGUUUAGAACUUCGAUAUAACACUAUUACAGCACAGUUCUAGAACAAAAUUACAACAAAUAUUAUAGAACGUCUGUGAUCAGUUUGUUCUAGAAGAAUUCCGUAGCAACUGUUGCAGAACAGUGCUUUCACAUAGUUCGAGAACAGUUCUCCCACAAUUUUGUCACAGUGUUCUAGAACAGUUCGGUCACAAUUUUAUUACAGUGCUCUAGAACAAUGUUAUCUUUUUGUUCUGGAGCAGUCAUAUCACCACCUUGUAACAAAUUUUAUAGAACACAGUUCCUUUUUUGAUCUGGAACUGUAUCAGAACUUGUUUGCUGGGAAGUUACAGCAUUUUUUUUAAUUCGCACGUUACUCCGACACUUUGUCGCGAUAACGGUCACAUGUUAUGUGGCACAUCCCGCACACCGUUUGCGGGCGCAGUGGGAAUUUACAUACGAUCUGCAAGUCGUGCGGGCACUGUGUCGAUACUCCAGCAGACAUAUCGCGCUCUCACGCCGUGCGGCCUGCGUGCUGCAUCACGCAUUGUUAUGUGGUACCAUGCUUGUUACCGGUUAUAUCAGAGGAAUCGAAUCUGCUCGGUUCUGCUUUUCGGCGAACCUAAUGACAAAACUGAAAACUACCAUUAGAUUGGCUCCUAAAAAAUGAUGGUAGUUUUUUUGUCGUUAUGUUCGCCCAUGAACAGAACCGAACCCCUUCCGCCGGCAUUGCUGGUAACAAGCAUGAUAAGUCACGAAAACAAAAACCGCUGUAGAAAAUUGUUUUACCUACUUUUUUUGUAAAUAAAUAGUAGAAUACUCGACUACUGGUUGUCGGGGGAACACGAUCUGCUCGAUUCUGCUUUUCGGCAAACCUACCCAAAAAAAAGAAAAAAAAACCCAGGAACUUGGGUCCUAAAAGAUGGUAGUUUUUCGUUUCUUCGUGUAAAAAAAAACGGCAUUUACCGGGAUUCUCUGUACUCUUUAUAGAUUGCCUAUAAAAACAACUAGACAAAACGGCUUCUCCUUUUAGAUACAGUUUGUGAAUUCCGAUUGAACGAUAAUUUCCAUGGGUCUUAAAGAAGUUCCUAUUUUCGCCACUCGUCUUUUUAAACUCAUCGAACAAAAACCAUUACGAAGUAUCAUUUAAAAUAAGAAAAUAAAUGCAUAAAAUAAGAACUUGAAAAGUUAAAAACGAUCUUCCUUAGUAUUAAGUAAUCCGCAUAUCGCUUAUUUAACUCCUGUAAGAUAGGAUUCACGAAGUUUGAUGUCAAAUUGAAAAUUCGACAAAAUGUGCCUCUUCCCUAGAUGAUAAAACUUUUGUAAAUAGAAAAUGUGUGGCAGAUUUUUUGUACUCUUAUUUAUUAUAUGACUUAGGCGUAUAUCGUACAAAUACAGUAUUUAUAGCUUCAUACGUACCUCCGCCUUUUUUUAUUAAAAUUUCCCGUACCUUUCAAUAAUCGAUAAUAAAAAGCUACAUUGCUUCAACAUAUUGAUUAAUCAAAAUUUUUGAAUGUAGACAAGGGAACGUUAAUUAUGUGAGGAUUAUUUAUGACAUUUUUUUCAAGUAUUUUAAAGAAUUAACAUUUUUUACGGAUUUCACGGGUGGCGCAAAUCAUCAAUGAUUUUUGCGGAUUUCAAAAUAUUAUGCGAGUUUAAGAAAUUUCAAAAUAUUUUAAAUAAAUUACAAAAGUUUAAAGGAUUUUACACGAAUUCUUAUAAUACCGAAGCAUUUUCACGAAUAUUGAUGAAUCAGUCAAAAUAACUGAAUAAAAUUCGUAAAAAAUUUAACA
Molecule: messenger RNA, 5078 nt
Organism: Belonocnema kinseyi
Lineage: Eukaryota; Metazoa; Arthropoda; Insecta; Hymenoptera; Cynipidae
Exons: 6
Coding region: 850-1536 (228 amino acids)
Source: RefSeq, a predicted model, not a curated record